Molecule: messenger RNA, 1771 nt
Organism: Colletes gigas
Lineage: Eukaryota; Metazoa; Arthropoda; Insecta; Hymenoptera; Colletidae
Gene: tup
Product: insulin gene enhancer protein ISL-1
Exons: 6
Coding region: 273-1649 (458 amino acids)
Biological process (GO): positive regulation of transcription by RNA polymerase II; neuron fate specification; axonogenesis
Cellular component (GO): nucleus
Molecular function (GO): DNA-binding transcription factor activity, RNA polymerase II-specific; cis-regulatory region sequence-specific DNA binding
Source: RefSeq, a predicted model, not a curated record
UUUUUUGGUUUUUGAGUGGAAAGUGGAAGCUCGAAUCGUAAAAAUUUCGUUCUCGACGCUCGGACGAGGUGUCGUCGAGUGCACGAAGAUAGAAACAACGACUUGUCCGCGGCUCGUACACUGUGAUUCGAGAAAAGGAGGUGUAGCCUUCGAGGUUCGAACUUUCGUCAAGUUAUUUCGAGAAAGUAAGUACGACCGGCGGUCGUACUUGGCGCGAAGGCCUCAAAAUUGCUCGAAAAUCGUCGAAAGAGGUGCGCAGGGCUGGAAGAGCGAUGGAAAUCGGGGGUGCGGCGAUGCAGAGGUUGGGCACUGCCGGGGGGCCCGGGCCCCUCAGCCUUCAGGGCCCUCCAAGGUCAGUGAAAAUCUCACCCGUUAACAUACAGCACGAGCCUGGUGACCUCACUUCCCAAAAAAGCACAACUUCGCAUUGCGUGGGCUGCGGCGGACGAAUUCACGACCAGUGGAUCUUACGAGUUGCGCCAGAUUUGGAGUGGCACGCCGCUUGUUUGAAGUGCACGGAGUGCCAGCAAUUUUUGGACGAGAAUUGCACCUGCUUCGUGCGGGAUGGAAAAACUUACUGUAAACGGGAUUACGUCAGGCUGUUCGGCACGAAGUGCGACAAGUGCAGCGAGUGCUUCAGCAAGGACGACUACGUAAUGAGAGCGAAGAGCAAGAUUUAUCACAUAAAGUGCUUCCGAUGUUCGGCGUGCAUGAGGCAGCUAGUACCUGGCGACGAAUUUGCCUUGAGACAGGAUGGUCUCUUCUGCAGACACGAUCACGACGUGCUCGAGGGUGGAAAGCUCUGUUCGGGGGCUGGCGGUGUUCCCGGGAACGAGAACAACAACAACGCGUCCCUCAUGAACAACAACCACCAUCUGCAUCCCAACGACGGCUCGAUAUCAGAUUCCGGGUCCGAAAGUGGAUCGCACAAGGCCAGCGUGGGUGGGAAUCGAGGAUCGGGCAGCCAUAAAAGCAGCGGCGGUUCUGACGGAAAGCCGACCAGAGUGCGCACGGUUCUGAACGAGAAGCAGCUCCACACUCUGAGGACCUGUUACGCCGCGAAUCCUCGACCUGACGCGUUGAUGAAGGAGCAGUUGGUAGAAAUGACGGGGCUCAGUCCGCGCGUGAUCAGGGUAUGGUUCCAGAACAAACGUUGCAAGGACAAGAAGAAGACGAUCGCCAUGAAGCAACAGAUGCAGGAAAAGGACGGUCGUAAACUAGGCUUCGGAGGAAUGCACGGGAUUCCUAUGGUGGCCAGCAGUCCUGUGAGGCACGAGAGUUCCAUAGGGAUGACGCCACUGGAGGUGCAAGCUUACCAACCACCGUGGAAAGCGCUUUCCGACUUUGCUCUUCACACUGACUUGGACAGGCUAGACCCUAACACACCUUCGUUCCAUCACUUGGUAUCACAGAUGCACGGCUACGAUCUCCACGGUGGACCACCUCAAUUACCACCGCCAGGUAUGCUCGGUGGACCUAUGAACGACGGCGGAGGUGGUGGAGGCGGCGGUCCAUUGCCACCACCCGGACCACAUCAUCCUGGCAGCGGUGGACCAGAUAUGGGACAGCAUCCCGACAGCACGGAUAGCUACGUAACUUAUCUCGAAAGUGAUAGUGACUCCCUUCACCACGAUACAGGAAGUCCAUAGUGUUGUGCAGUGGGCCAGAACGAAAGUGUCCGCUUUCUUCGUGGUCUUCUUUUAACAAGUGCUUGAAGAGAAUAGUAGUCUGCGUGGACACAUAGGGUGAAAUGAACAGCAAACACGGAACG